Molecule: messenger RNA, 1577 nt
Organism: Trifolium pratense (red clover)
Lineage: Eukaryota; Viridiplantae; Streptophyta; Magnoliopsida; Fabales; Fabaceae
Product: syntaxin-43-like
Exons: 8
Coding region: 185-1162 (325 amino acids)
Biological process (GO): vesicle fusion; intracellular protein transport; vesicle-mediated transport
Cellular component (GO): SNARE complex; membrane; endomembrane system
Molecular function (GO): SNAP receptor activity; SNARE binding
Source: RefSeq, a predicted model, not a curated record
AGAGAUGGACGAGGUCAAUUUACCAAACAACCCCUUCAACGAUUCCUCCUAAACUAAACCCCCACCAGAACAGAACCUUUGCGCCUAUGGUGUAAUUCGAUUCCACUUUCCAUUUCCACACAGUUUCUCAGAAAUCGAAGAACCAACCAAACCAUUUCAGAAUCCCAAUUUCAAAUUCAAUUCAAUGGCAACCAGAAAUCGAACUCUAGAGUUCAGAAAGCACAGAGACACCGUCAAAAGCUUACGCACUCCACUUUCUUCAUCAGCUUCUGCUUCUUCUGGUGGUCCUGUCAUUGAAAUGGUUAACACUUCACUUCUUCGUUCCAAUAAACGAUCUUCUUAUGCUCCUCUUAGUACCCAAGACCCAGGUCCAUCAUCCUCAAGUGAUGCAUUUACUGUGGGUUUGCCGCCAUCUUGGGUGGAUGAUUCUGAAGAAAUAGCCACAAAUAUACAACGUGCAAAGGUUAAAAUGUCUGAGUUAACCAAAGCUCAUGCAAAGGCUUUAAUGCCUUCCUUUGGUGAUGGUAAAGAUGAUCAGCAUCAGAUUGAGACUCUCACCCGGGAAAUUACGGCUCUCCUCAGAAAGUCUGAAGUGAGACUAAAAAAACUUUCUGCUGGCAGAGGAUCUUCUGAGGAAUCUAAUGUCAAGAAAAAUGUGCAGCGUUCGCUUGCUACAGACCUUCAGAACUUGUCAAUGGACCUGCGGCGGAAGCAGUCAGCAUAUUUGAAACGUUUGCAGCAGCAACAAGAGGGUUAUGACGGGAUUGACUUGGAGAUGAACUUUAAUGGGAGUAAAUCUGGAUUGCAGGACGAUGGAUUUGAUGAUGUGGGUUUUAGUGAAGCGCAGUUGACAAAGCUAAAGAAAAAUGAGCAGAUUUCAGCAGAAAGAGAAAGAGAAAUUGAUCAGGUCGCUAAAUCAGUCCAGGACCUUGCUCAAAUCAUGAAGGAUCUCUCCGUCCUUGUGAUAGACCAGGGAACAAUUGUGGAUAGAAUUGACUACAACAUUCAGAGUGUUGCUACAACUGUUGAGGAGGGCUUUAAGCAGUUGCAAAAGGCAGAAAGAACUCAGAAAAAAGGAGGGAUGAUUACAUGUGCAACAGUGCUCGUUAUCAUGUGCUUUGUCAUGCUAAUUCUGUUGAUAAUCAAGGAGAUAAUCCUCUAGCCACAUUAAUCAAUUACCUGCAUUACAUACCAUCUAACAUCAGAGUUGCUAAUUCACUUUCCUCGUGUCGAUUUGUAUCAAAUCGGCUUCUGUUUGAAGGGCCUCGAGUUUACAAAAUCAUCCAUUUUUUUAAAAUUUGAAUGGCAAUGGGGGACGGCAAUGUACAACACUGAUUCGUGCAAAUAUGUAACGUACCCACAAAAUAGUCUGUUGCAUUGUAGAUAGAUACUUGAGAGUUGAGAUUUAGAAAGAAAAUUUGUACAUGAUAUCAAGUAAACAAGAGUGGUAGUGCAAACUACAAAUUUUAAAGUGCUACAUGUUUUAGAGCCAUCCAUCAAACAUGUUAAUUUACAUUUAGAUAAUACAUUUACCAUUUAGUCACAAAGAAAAUACAUUUACCAAACUACUAUUUUCA